UGUAAACGCCACUAGUAUUUACAACUUUCGCAAGUUCAGAUUUUCUUUCAUUUCAUCAUGUCGUUGAUAAAUGAAGAACAGAAAUUGACUAACCUCUUCGACGGCACAGAAUGGAAUUUAUACGAUUCAAAGAUCCUAGACUUGAGUGCUGGUGCCCCGGAUCCUGAUUUGCUGCAACACUGUGUAGAUAUAUUUCGCCAGGCUACCGAACACAGUCUUCACCCUGAUAAGAAGAGUAAUUCAUCGCUAUUAUUUCAGUACGGCCCAAAAUCGGGGUUGUAUGAAGUUAGGCUUCAGAUUGCGAAAUAUUUUACGCACAUGUAUGGGAGUGAAGUAAAGUGUGAGGAUCUCUUUAUUACGUGUGGGGCAACGCAAGGGCUAAAUGUAAUUUUAUCUACACUAGUCGACUUAAAUGGAUACAUAUUUGUGGAUGAGAUCACGUAUAUGUCAGCUUUGGAUGUCAUAAGACAAUUCAGCUCAAUGCACAUUAUACCAAUUAAGUUAAGUGAGGAUGGCACUGACUUGGAGGAUUUGGAGAAACAUUUGAAAGAAUACGUCUAUAAAGCACAGAAAAAACAAUUUUGGGGCAUGUAUUACACCAUACCUAUCUUCCACAAUCCAACAGGUGUACUAUUUUCACCGACUACUUGCAAAGGUUUAAUAAAAUUGGCCCGAAAAUAUGAUAUUCUUAUAACAUGCGAUGAUGUCUAUAACAUAUUGAAUUACAACGACGAAAAUUGCACAAAACGCCUGCUGUCGUACGACAACAAACGUGACAAGGACUAUAGGGGCCAUGUUGUAUCUAAUGGAAGCUUCUCCAAAAUCAUUAGUCCUGGCAUACGUUUGGGCUGGUUUGAAGUUCCUCGAAGAAUAAAAGAUAUUUUGGAGUGUAGCGGUAUUAUUGACAGUGCUGGAUGUUUAAACAAUUACACUUCGGGCAUAGUGGCCAGUUUAUUUGAGUUGGGUUUAGCACAGACACAUAUAAACCGUAUGUAUGAAACCUACAAAGAACGUAUGUUGGCUACAUUAUCUACUCUGAAAAAGGAACUGCCAGUUGGUUGUAAGAUGUCUCACCCAGAAGGUGGGCAGUUCAUUUGGAUUACAUUAGAGAAGGGAUGUAGUGCUUCAGAGUUUCUUAAAGUUUGCAUGGAAGAAGAGCGGAUUUUUUUCCUUAUUGGAACUGUAUUUACAGUCAUACCCGAAAGGGCUUCAAACUGUUUCAGGUUGUCUAUUGCUUUCUAUAAUACAGAUAAGUUAGAAGAAGCUGUCAAAAGGAUGUGUCGAUGCUUGAGGAAGUAUUUGAAAAAUACAAAAAAUGAAAUUGUACUUAAUAGAGGUGGGACUAAAAUUGGUUGAACUGGACACUAUCAAUAAAAUAACACAUUCCAGGGCCGGAUCAAUAUGCAAAAGUUUUUAUAUAAGUGUGAUUAACUAACCACUUAAAUCUAACCUAACCUAACUUAACCUACAAGCCCAGUACUCACGAUAUUUUUUGGAACUUUAAGUUUUUUUAAUCGAAUAAAUUUUAUAAGAAAAUAUGUUGGCUAUAAAUAUACUUAUUAAACCUUCA
Stomoxys calcitrans (stable fly) is the source of this 1570-nucleotide messenger RNA. RefSeq lists its product as uncharacterized. Lineage: Eukaryota; Metazoa; Arthropoda; Insecta; Diptera; Muscidae. The coding region runs from base 58 to 1356 and encodes 432 amino acids. The record is from RefSeq and is a predicted model, not a curated record. The transcript has a single exon. Gene Ontology annotation, biological process: biosynthetic process. Gene Ontology annotation, molecular function: pyridoxal phosphate binding; L-2-aminoadipate:2-oxoglutarate transaminase activity.